AUGAUGCUGUCUUUCAAUUCCCUGUUUUUGCUAUUACUGAUGGUAUGGUCGGGUUGCUGUGCGGUGCUCAACAAAACGGAACUGAGAGACCGUGCUUAUGAAAUGUUUAUGCAUGGUUAUCAGUCCUACAUGACAUAUGCCUAUCCAGCUGACGAACUCAUGCCAUUGUCCUGUCGAGGACGAGUGCGGGGAGUCACUCCAAGUAGAGGAGACGUCGAUGAUUCCCUUGGAAACUUUUCCCUGACACUUAUUGACACAUUGGAUACGUUAGUGGUCGUCGGUGCUCUGGAUGAAUUUGAAAGAGCUGUCAAAUUAAUCGUGGACAAUGUGCGCUUCGAUUCCGAUCUCAUUGUUUCUGUAUUCGAAACGAAUAUUCGUAUUCUUGGAGGUCUUCUUUCUGGGCACCUAAUGGCCGAACUAGUUCGAGGUAAAGAUCCUUCGCGGCUACAGUGGUACGAUAGUGGGCAGUUGUUAAAAAUGGCUAUAGAUAUUGGAGAUCGUCUGCUUCCUGCUUUCAAUACGUCAUCGGGUCUUCCUUACAGCAGAGCUAGAAAAGCCAUGGAUUUCCUGUGGAGCCAACGGCAUCGUGCCUCUGAUUUGAUGGGGACCGUCUUGAAUGUUCAUUCUGGUGAUUGGGUCCGGAGAGUUCCUUCGGAGAUGCGUAGAGUGUUGUUUUACGUUCAGAAAGCGGUAUUGGAGCAGGGAUCGACUCUUACUACGUACUGCCUCAAAGCUUAUAUUCUGUUAGGUGACAAAAGCUUUUUGGAGAGCGAUUUGAAAGAAUAUGUCAACAAAGGACCUUUAUUUGUUGAUGUGCACAUGCAUAGACCAACAGUCGCAACUCGUUCGUUCAUGGAUGCUUUACUGGCAUUUUGGCCUGCUCUCCAGGUCUUGAAAGGAGACGUUAAACGAGCUAUUGAAAUGCAUGAAAUGCUUUUCCAAGUGGUUCAGGUUAUGGAUAGUAUAAACGACUACGUGCGUGUUCCAUGUGGCUUUGCUGGUGUGAAAGAUGUCCGAACAAUGUCACAUGAAGACAGAAUGGAAUUUUCCUUCGUACUUUCGGAAACUUUCAAAUAUUUGUACAUGAUUUUUGCGGAGCCAUCGGAACUGAUCUUUGAUCCGGAUAAUUAUGUAUUAACAACUGAGGCUCAUUUUCUUCCUUUGAAUAUUGGCAACGAGCAGAGCGAGGUUCCACGACGCAUGCUGAUCCAUCCCGAUGACAUAGCACUGUCAUCCAAAGAGUACUAUGUGUACGCUAACCCGCCAGGGUGUUCUCGAAGAACUAUUUUGAUUUGGCCAGGCGACAGGGCAGCAAAUGGCUUCUGCACAACGUGGGGCAGUGUGUCACCGUCGGAACGCCUACGGGCAUGGGCGUUUUCUGCAAGCAAUGCUGAACAUAUCAAGCAAUUACGACAAAUGGGUAUUGACGUGCAAGUACACGAGGAUGGUCGAAUGCAUUUGAGUCAUCAAACAGCUGAUGGUGGAGUGGUAACGUGUGAAAUUGACGGGAAUGGCUCACCAUCUACCAUAACGUCGUUUGCGAUUCGUGUCUCUGGUGCGAGUGUCGCGCUUGGUCAAAUGAUCAGUCUGCUCAUGUUGAUUCUCGUUGUUUGGCUCAUACUUUUAAGUAUCGCUGCUUUCAUUAUUUGCUCAGCUGCCGUACUAUUGAAGUCGUUAGGUACAAAGUGUCAGAACUGCGAGGUUUUCGCUACGUACAGAAUUCUUUCAUCGCCGUAUUUCGGGUAUCCAGUGUUUCGUGCAGCUCCCGCACAGUAUGGACCUGAUUUGGAAAGUUCACCAACGGAAGUUGAACGAUCUGAUUGCAUGUUCCAAGAGAAGUCACGUCAAGCUCAACAAGCAGGAGCUGUCGGUGUCAUCGUAAUUGACCACAUUAUUGGAACCUCCUCGGCAAACGAGCCUUCCUUUGCUAUGGCUGAGGACAAGGACUCGCCAGACGACAUAGUUAUACCUUCGUUAUUCCUGUACUACAAGGAAGGACAGCUUUUACUGAAGGCAGCUAAAGGUGGCAGCAGAAUUGUGGUUAGACUCUCCGCUACUCCCAUCAUUCCAAAUUCGUUGGUGGAACAGUUCUUGAUGUCGGGGUUGUCUCCUUCAUUAGAGGAUAACAUGAUUUGCUUGCCUUCUGAAGGUGACUUCAUAACAUUGACAACGAAAAUUCCAGCGUCACGUUCAAUUUUGUCGUUUGAAUCUUCACUCAGUCGAAUUGUUGAACGUCACGUUACGGUCCUUCAAGAUGCGGUCGGUUUCGACCGUCGGGGUCAAAGAACGAUUUCUUCCAAUCUUAUGCGAACGGCAGCCUACGGUGCUCUAGGCUUGAACGUGGAGGAUGAAAAUCUGAAAACUGUGGAACAGGCCUUACAUGAUGCGUAUGUACUACAUCUACCACCGACAGUGCACGAAUAUUUACGAGGUGAUAUCACUCAGGUUCGAUGUCUUCCAAGAGGCGAAGUGUUUCAGUGCGUUCGGAUUGCUGCAUGA
Molecule: messenger RNA, 2499 nt
Organism: Cooperia oncophora
Lineage: Eukaryota; Metazoa; Nematoda; Chromadorea; Rhabditida; Trichostrongylidae
Source: the annotation of a GenBank genome assembly